Messenger RNA from Mercenaria mercenaria, 2401 nucleotides. RefSeq lists its product as uncharacterized. Lineage: Eukaryota; Metazoa; Mollusca; Bivalvia; Venerida; Veneridae. Gene Ontology annotation, molecular function: protein binding. The coding region runs from base 190 to 870 and encodes 226 amino acids. The transcript has 2 exons. Gene Ontology annotation, cellular component: extracellular matrix. The record is from RefSeq and is a predicted model, not a curated record.
UAUUUUAGCUCAUUUUAAAUAUUAUUAUUUGUUAACGGAGAUAUAGGAUUUGUAAAGACAGUACAUUCAUAAUUUCAAUGACAACCUUUAAAGCAAAGGUCAUGGUCAAUAUCAGACAUUUAUUUCAGAGAUGACAGUGUUGUCUAGUCAUUUGAUCGCGCGCACUGCAAAGCUGUCAUUACCGAAAAAAUGGAUGCAACAUAUUUCAUUUUGUGCCUGGUGUUCGUGGCGGGUUACAUUCAUUUGUCGUCGUGCGCACCAUACGAAAAUGACAAUGACAGAAAAGGUAUUGAUGCCGUUGAGACACCGCUUGCAGAUAAAAAGCUUAUAUGGCGCGGGGAAAUGGAAGAUAUGGCCGACGAAGGUAAGGAAAACCACGAGCAAGUUGAUAAUAUGUUGGAGAACCAAGACAUAGUUUUGGACAGAAGACCUAAAGCUAGCAUGGAGCCAGCCGCAGACAGCUCGUCAAAGCGAGACUACGCAAAUGUGUCAUUUCUUGUAUAUUUGGACCACACAGUCAGUAUGAGCAACCACAUACUGCGGUUCAAUAACGUAGUUUACAAUUACGGAGGUGGAUAUAACGUACACACUGGGGUGUAUACUGUACCGAUAUCUGGUGCCUAUAUUGUCUCAUUUCAUUUAGAGCUAGGAUCAUAUUCUUACCCAGUCACAUCCAGUCUUUACGUCAACAGCAAAGUCAUGGUGAGCAGCAAACUGAAACCGUAUUAUGGAGUCAAGCAAGCCAGCCAAACAGCUGUUCUUUAUCUAAAAGAAAGGGAGUCCAUGUUCUUGAAGGUAGACAGGGGGAACGUCGGCAGCAGCAGUGGUCGCAGCACUAUUUUCACUGGCGUGCGUUUGCCAUAUAUUUAAGUUAUUGUUUAGAGGUGGCCAGUCUCAUUGGAGAAUCAUUUUGUAGCUUACGAAAAAUCGGUUAAAGAUAAACUAUCAACAUAUUUCUUUUUUCAACAAAAUGUUAUGCUUUUCUGUGUAUUGAUGUCCAUGAUUUGGCCUCUGGAUACAUUUACAAUCGCAGAUACAUUUCAUUACUGUUUCUGACUUUUAUUCUAUCUAUCUAGGAUGUGGAACCAGAUAGAUAAACGGGUGGUAAUAAGAUUAAUGAAACUGUCAUGAAUUUUCUGUUUUUCUUUGCGAUAUUAGUCUAUGAAAGCUGUAAUGAAAUCGUUUCAAUAUAUCUGAACUUCUUUAAUAAUGAAAAUUAUUCUACGCAAAUGUAUGAGAAAUGUUAUCUUGUUUUGGCAACUAAUUUGAUUUUUUAAAUACUUGCUAUUGAUAUACAAAUGUAUAUGACAUUACUCAAAUGGUCGUGGACUUCAAUUAUAUGAGCCGUGCCAUGAGAAAACCAACAUAGUGGGUAUGCGACCAGCAUGGAUCCAGACCAGAUUGCGCAUCCGCGCAGUCUGGUCAGGCUCCAUGCUGUUCGCUUUUAAAGCCUAUUGGAAUUGGAGAAACUAUUAGCGAACAGCAUGGAUCCUGACCAGACUGCGCGGAUGCGCAGGCUGGUCUGGAUCCAUGCUGGUCGCAUACCCACUAUGUUGGUUUUCCCAUGGCGCGGCUCAUAUGUACAGUUUUCAAACAAAUCAACGGCAUCUCCACAUUCAGAUUAACAUUAAAACUAAAAUAGUACGUUUCCAAGAAACACUUUAUCUUAUAGAAACAUUACUUUGAGCACAUUCGAGCAUACAUAGCUAAGUGCAUCCCUAUAUGAAGACAAGUAGUAAUUACGUAUACGUGCUUAUAUAACGCUAUGCUUUUGUGACUAAGCAUAUUUGACACAGUGCACGAAAUUUUGCAACUACGUACAAAGUUUCACUUGUAACAAACCGCAACUAUGACAGUCGAACAUUUAAAGAUGUCUUUCGUCUUGUAGCUCGAAAGUGUGCAGUUAUGUAGUCCUUAAUAAAAAAUAAUAGCCCAUUAUGAUAAUAGUUUUGUUGGUUGUUUUCAAUUUUGUCAUGCAGUCGUUCUUUUGUAUUCAAUUCAAAUCAAAACACACAACGCACUAAAUUGAAAAUCGGUAUCUCGCUUGUCUGGAAGAACGUAUAAAACCCGUCAAGUCCUUUCAAGUGUAAGAAUUAGAAUUCCUUUUCAGGCAAAGCCGACAUACAUCCGACUGUAAUGAAGUAAAUUUGACCAGUUUUUAAGUCAUUUUGCCAAACCGAAAACAUAAAUAUUACACAGUUGCUAAAAUAACUGCAUUUGAAUCUAUUUUUGCAAUUGUUCAAUAUCAAUAAUUCUGGGCCUUAUUUGCAAAAUGAUUUGGAAACUGUUCAAAAUCCUCCCCCUGUUUUACAGUUUUUAAUAUCAAUAUUAGAUUAUCUUGAUAUACAUAUCGCUUAUGUCGUCUCUUUACCGAAAACUAAAUAAAGAUCUUUCAAAUUGU